AUGUCAGACGAGGCUGCUGUUUUGAAAAGCUCCGGCACUACGCUGUCGGGGUCUUCUAAGCAAUUCAACGAUGAUAACGUACUUCUCAAAGCCCUGAACGAAAGAGAAGGUGAAGUCGGAAACAUCUUAUCGCAAUACUCUGAAGAACAGGCCAUGCUGAUGGGCCGCAACUAUGCUUUGAAGCACAACUUGGACCCUGAACUUUUUGGCAAGGCUGCCGCUGUGGCCAGAAGCCCCAGCGACUUCAACUCGAUGGAGUUUUUGAAUGAGGACGAGAAAGUUGCGCUCAUGAUGGAAAUGACACACAAGUGGCGUAUUCCAAGAAAGUUAAUUGAGGUCAUUGCUUUGGGUUCCAUGGCUGCCGCCGUGCAAGGUAUGGAUGAAUCCGUCGUCAACGGUGCCACCUUGUUCUACCCCAGUGCAAUGGGAAUCCCCGACAUGAAGAACUUCGACUUGAUCGAAGGUUUGAUUAACGGUGCUCCAUACCUCUGCAGUGCCUUCGUCUGUUGGUCUUCUGACUACUGGAACAGAAAGUUGGGCCGUAAGUGGGUCAUUUUCUGGACUUGUGCCAUUUCAGCUCUUACUUGUAUCUGGCAGGGGUUGGUUACCUUGGACUGGUACCAUUUGUUCAUCGCACGUUUCUGUUUGGGUUUUGGUAUCGGUGUCAAAUCCGCUACCGUUCCAGCAUACGCCGCCGAGACGACUCCCGCUAAGAUUAGAGGCUCGUUAGUGAUGCUCUGGCAGUUUUUCACUGCGGUCGGAAUCAUGUUUGGUUACGUCGCGUCUUUGGCUUUCUACUAUAUUGGUGACAAUGGCAUUGCUGGCGGCUUGAACUGGAGAUUGAUGUUGGCAUCCGCCUCUAUCCCCGCAAUCCUUGUGUUGAUUCAAGUACCUUUCGUGCCGGAGUCUCCUCGUUGGCUCAUGGGUAAAGAGAGACACACAGAGGCGUAUGAUUCGCUCAGACAAUUGAGAUUUAGUGAGAUCGAGGCUGCCCGCGACUGCUUCUACCAAUACGUUUUGUUGAAGGAAGAGGGUGCUUAUGGCGGAAAGUCUUACUUCACCAGAGUCAAGGAAAUGUUCACCAUCAGAAGAAACAGAAACGGUGCUUUGGGUGCCUGGAUUGUUAUGUUCAUGCAGCAAUUCUGUGGUAUCAAUGUCAUCGCUUACUACUCGUCUUCGAUUUUUGUCGAAUCCAACCUUUCUGAGAUCAAGGCCAUGUUGGCUUCCUGGGGUUUCGGUAUGAUCAACUUCUUGUUUGCUAUUCCGGCGUUUUACACCAUCGAUACAUUCGGCCGUCGUAACUUGUUGCUCAUGACCUUCCCGCUUAUGUGUAUAUUCUUGCUCAUGGCAGGAUUUGGUUUCUGGAUUCCAUUUGACACCAACCCUGACGCCAGAUUGGGUGUGAUCACGACUGGUAUCUACUUGUUCGCUUGUGUCUACUCUUCAGGUGAGGGUCCAGUUCCAUUUACAUACGCAGCUGAAGCAUUCCCCUUGUACAUCCGUGAUGUGGGAAUGGGAUUUGCCACAUCCACCACUUGGUUCUUCAACUUCAUUUUGGCCUUCUCCUGGCCAAGAAUGAAGAACGCCUUCAAGCCACAAGGUGCCUUCGGAUUUUACGCUGCCUGGAACAUUGUCGGUUUCUUCUUGGUGUUGUGGCUCUUGCCUGAGACUAAGGGUUUGACUUUGGAAGAGUUGGACGAGGUAUUUGAUGUGCCAUUGAGAAAGCACGCGCACUACCGUACCAAAGAGUUCUUCUUCAACAUUAAGAAGUAUUUCCUCAGACAAAACCCAACCCCAUUGCCCCCAUUCUACGCUCACCAGAGAAUGGCCGUUACUAAUCCAGAGUGGAACGAGAAGACUGAGGUUUCUUACGAAGAAAAGAUCUGA
Messenger RNA from Metschnikowia bicuspidata var. bicuspidata NRRL YB-4993, 1887 nucleotides. It is a transcript of the gene HGT19, whose product is annotated as Hgt19p. Gene Ontology annotation, molecular function: myo-inositol:proton symporter activity. NCBI's taxonomy places the organism in Eukaryota, Fungi, Ascomycota, Pichiomycetes, Serinales, Metschnikowiaceae. The record is from RefSeq and is a predicted model, not a curated record. Gene Ontology annotation, biological process: transmembrane transport. Gene Ontology annotation, cellular component: membrane. The coding region runs from base 1 to 1887 and encodes 628 amino acids. The transcript has a single exon.